This is a messenger RNA of Esox lucius (northern pike), 2825 nucleotides long. It is a transcript of the gene pibf1, whose product is annotated as progesterone immunomodulatory binding factor 1. Bases 360 to 2687 code for a protein of 775 amino acids. Lineage: Eukaryota; Metazoa; Chordata; Actinopteri; Esociformes; Esocidae. Gene Ontology annotation, biological process: cilium assembly. The record is from RefSeq and is a predicted model, not a curated record. Gene Ontology annotation, cellular component: centriolar satellite. The transcript has 17 exons.
AUCCGCCGAUCCAGUGGCGGUUUCUAUGCGUUGUUGAGCGGGACCCUUGAAAUCAUGAACAGGACCACAAACAUAUUUGUUUUGUUCGCCAAUUGAUGGGGUUAGUGAUAGGAUAAAUUGUCAGCAUUAUGCAUGUAUGACUAAAACUAUUACCGGCUAAGGUACAAGCUAGCCAGAUAGAUUUUUGUGUUGGACAACGUUUUAUUUAUAACACAGUUCGAGUAUCUACUGCACUGUUGCUAACUAGUCUAUCAAUACUUAGUCCAAUCCAAUGCAAGCUUAACCACAGUAGUGCAAAGCCUUGAUGUCCUUAUUAACGUAAUCCUUAGUUAAUCUUCGGCAGGCAAUACUAAAGGUGUAUGCUACCAAAAAGAGAUUCUUUACUGCAACUCGCAAAACACAAGAUGCCUCCUAAGAAACAGAAAAUCCCGUCGGUGAACAUCUCAAGUUCUCUGGAAGAGUCGGAAGAUAUUAGUUUGGAGACAACAGUGCCCACCGAAGACAUCUCAUCAUCCGAAGAGAGAGACGGUACUGGUGCUCAGAAAGUCACCCGGCAGCUCAUUGAGAGGAAAGAGCUUCUACAUAACCUUCAGCUGUUGAAAAUAGAGAUGUCACAAAAAAACCUUAUCGUAGACAACAUGAAAGUUGACCACUUGACCAAGAUUGAGGAACUGGAGGAGAGGCUGAAUGAUGCCCUUCACCAGAAACAGGUCCUUGCUCUGCGACUGGAUAGCCAGCUUAAACUGACCCAGGAUGAGGCCAGGAAGCAGCAGGCUCUCCGUAAACAGGAGUUGGAUGGCAUCCUUCUGAGACAGAAGCAGCUGGAGGAGACCAACAGGCAGCUGUGUGACAAGGCGGGAGAUGUCCGACGCAGCCUCCGAGACCUGGAGCUCACCGAGGACAAAUACAUGGAACUCCGAGACGUGUCGGAAGAGAACCUGUCAAUUCCUGAAUAUGUAGCGUUGCGUUUCUAUGAGGCUGUGACUCCUCUCAGAGCCCAGCUGUCUGAACUCCAUCUGAAGAAGAACUGCCUUACUGAUGACCUGGACACACACCGGGCUCAGAUCAAGGCCCUCAUGGAGAGUUAUGAGGAGGAGAGAAGGGUGCGUUCGGAGUUGGAGAUCAGGAGCCAGAGACUGACUCUGGAGCUGGCUGACACUAAACUGCUCAUCCAGGAGGGAGACUACAAACGAGAGAACUACUCCAAGGUCAAACGUGAGAGGGAUGCCUUUGAGGGUGAGGUCAGAGACCUGAGGAAGAGACUGGAGCAAUUGGACCUCUCUCACAAUGCCCAGACUACAGAAAACAACCAACUCUGCAAGGAGGUGUCUUCUCUGCAGCAGUCAGUCACCCUGCUCCAGAAGGACAAGGAGUACCUCCACCGACAGAGCAUGGAGCUGAACGUGCGCUGUGCCCACCAAGAGGACCGUUUGGAGAGACUGCAAACACAGUUGGUUGAUACACAGCGGGCCCGGGAAGAGGUCUAUGAAAAAUACAUAGCCUCCAGAGACCACUACAAGACUGAGUAUGAGAAUAAACUUCGCGAGGAGCUGGAGAACAUCCGCCUGAAGACCAGUCAAGAGAUCGACAUCCUCCAGAGGACCUCCAAGGAGAUGUAUGAGAGAGAGAACAGGAGUCUCCGUGAGUCGCGUGACAACGCAGUGCUGGAGAAAGACAGAGCGAUGGCAGCAGAGAGAGAAACGCAGGCCCAACAUGACCAGCUGCUAGAACAGUUCCGUGCUAUCCAGCUGGGGACUGACAGCCGCGUGUCGGAGCUCCUGAACCAAGUGAAGCUCAGGAGUUUGGAGGCAGAACGCGCUCAGAUGGUGCAGGAGGAGACGGCCAGGAUACUUGGGCAGUGUCAGGUGGAGGCAGAGAAGCACCAGAAGAAACUGGAGGUUCUGACCAAGGAGUUCUAUGGGCUCCAGGCGUCGUCAGAGAAGCGGAUUGCAGAACUUGAGGCCCAAAACUGUGAACACCUGGCCCGACUGGAUACCUAUGAGAAGCUGGAGCGGGAGCUGGAUGAUGUCACCCUGCAGGCUGCUGAAAUUGAUAAUGAAGUGGAGGCCGAGAGGGUUUUAUUCUCCUAUGGGUAUGGUGCCAACGUCCCCACAACGGCCAGAAGGCGACUCAAGCAAAGUGUUCACCUGGCCCGUAGAGUGUUACUCCUGGAGAAACAGAACACACUGCUAAGAAGAGACCUGGAGAAACGCAACGCAGAGACUGGUCAGGUCUCUGAUGAGCUGAAGGCAGCCAAUCACCUCCUGCUUCAGGUCCAGCAGCCGUACAGCUACCUGGUGGACUCGGUGAGACAGAGAGACACGCAGAUUCAGAACCUUCGAGAACGCAUUGCUCAGCUGGAGGACGAUGUCAGAUCUCUGAAGAAAGAGAAAAUUUCUCUCCAGCAGGUGAAAAACAAUAUGGCCGCCGACCUGGAGAGACUGCUCAACCACCGAGAGGAGUUAACAGUGAUGAAGCAGGUUCUGAUGAGCAUGAGGUCCAGACCGACUGAGUCCUCUGUCGGGCGGGUACCAGGGACGGGCGGGGGGGGUGGCAAACCCAAACUCCUUGGUCAACACAUGGAGGAGGAGGAGCAAAACCCCCAAACACACAGACCCAGACCCACCGUGUUUACAAACAAAGAAGGUUCUGUAUGGUCCAGAAAAGUGAAGCUCCAGCCUAAAUAACCAAUGACCUUACUGCUGAAGCAAAUGAUCAGGAGCAGGAUAUGUGUGAAUUGUUACAAUUUUAUUUAUAUUACUAUUGGUAACAGUUGUUUAUGGUAUAUUAUUAUUGUGCUGUGGAAAUAAACAGAUUCUGUACAA